UAUUCCAACAGUUUCACUCUAUUACUUUCAGUCUUUAAUUUAUUACCUACAAUCAUGUUCAAGACGUAAAACUCCAACAAUUCGUCAGUUUUAAUGCUCUAAAUUCGUAAUAACCAAUGAUAAGAGAACACCGUUUAUGGAUUCUGGUGUAUAGGUUGAUUAUUAACCCUUUCACUGCUAUAGACGAAUAUAUUCAUAUUACGGUACGCUGCUCAAGACGAUUAUGUUCGCAAGCUUGUUUUAAUGGUUAACAGCUUGAAGCUGAUAUUCUCGCUAGCGGUACAGCAUUACGCGAUCUACGACAAGUCGAAGCUUGUCUAUUAUCCCCACUCAGAUUUAAUGAUUUUUUUCAUGUCUUCACUGCUCAAAGCGAAUAUAUUCGCCAACAAGCAAACGCAUCGUAGUACCAUUCGAGUUAUUGAUCGAUAUUUACGCGUAAAAAUGUAUCGCCGAUCUAAACCGCUAACUGAAAAAGAACUUUUGGCUAUAUGGGAAAAUAGUGAUAGUGAAGAAGACUUUAUUGGUCAUUUAGAGGAUCAGAGCGAUGAUGGAUGGAUCGAUACCGACGAGGAAGCAAAUGAAGUGCAUGCUACCGACGCCGAUGCUCAAGACACCCAGUCAGAAAGUGACGCCGAAGAUAUUGUUGAAGAAGUUGAUCCCGCAGAACCACCUACCAAAGUUGCCCGAGGCAAUUUUGUUUGGCCAUACAAAUUCUGGUUGCAAAGUAAACGACUUACCUGA
Molecule: messenger RNA, 741 nt
Organism: Onthophagus taurus
Lineage: Eukaryota; Metazoa; Arthropoda; Insecta; Coleoptera; Scarabaeidae
Product: piggyBac transposable element-derived protein 4-like
Source: RefSeq, a predicted model, not a curated record